CCCAUCGUUGGUGCCAGUGGGAAGAAUAGUGCCCCAUCCUUUGUGCCAGUGGGAAGAAUCGUGCCCCAUCCUUGGUGCCAUGGGAAGAAUCGUGCCCCAUCCUUGGUGCCAGUGGGAAGAAUCGUGCCCCAUCCUUGGUGCCAGUGGGAAGAAUCGUGCCCCAUCCUUGGUGCCAGUGGGAAGAAUCGUGCCCCAUCCUUGGUGCCAGUGGGAAGAAUCGUGCCCCAUCCUUGGUGCCAGUGGGAAGAAUCGUGCCCCAUCCUUGGUGCCAGUGGGAAGAAUCGUGCACCAUCCUUGGUGCCAGUGGGAAGAAUAGUGCCCCAUCCUUGGUUCCAGUGGGAAGAAUAGUGCCCCAUCCUUGGUGCCAGUGGGAAGAAUAGUGCCCCAUCAAUAGUGUCAGUGGGAGGAAUAGUGCCCCAUCAAUGGUGUCAGUGGGAGGAAUAGUGCCCCAUCAAUGGUGUCAGUGGGAGGAAUAGUGCCCCAUCAAUGGUGUCAGUGGGAGGAAUAGUGCCCCAUCAAUGGUCUCAGUGGGAGGAAUAGUGCCCCAUCAACAGUGUCAGUGGGAACAAUAG
Molecule: messenger RNA, 572 nt
Organism: Staurois parvus
Lineage: Eukaryota; Metazoa; Chordata; Amphibia; Anura; Ranidae
Source: the annotation of a GenBank genome assembly